UUGAUUCUUAUUUUCAGUUUUCUUUCAAAGAAUUGGUGAAACUGAAAGCUAGGCAAAAAAAUUGGUUUAAUCCGACUAGACCAAACAUAUCUAGUCUUGAACACAUUAACACUGACAAUGGACGCAGAUAAAAGUUGUACAUUUUGCGGCCGGAGGUCCCGGGAUUUACUGAGAUGUAGUCGAUGUAAGGAAGUGUACUACUGCUCCAGGGACUGUCAGAGAGGACACUGGACGGAGGGACACAGGGAACAUUGUAAAAUAGUGGGCAGCCAGGCUGAGAGUUGUGCCUUUUGCGGCCAAAGGUCCUCGGAUUUACUGAGAUGUAGUCGAUGUAAGGAGGUUUACUACUGCUCCAAAGACUGUCAGAGAGGACACUGGAAGGAGGGACACAGAGAGGAUUGCCAAAUAGUAGGGAGCCAGUUGUGCCGUUUCUGCAAUAAGUCUUCAAAGCAACUGAAGGGAUGCGCAAGAUGUCUCCAGGCGUUCUACUGCUCCAAGGAAUGUCAGAGAGAGGACUGGAGUCAAAGACACAGAGACGAAUGUAAAGCAGUGACACCCGUAGAAAAGAAUGAAAGACUACAACAAGCGACAACAAAUAGAAAGGAAGGAAUGAGCGAAAUUGAAUUAUAUGAAAGAAAGAGCAAUGCAAAUGAUCGAAAAAGCAGAUCUUCGUUAGAUUGUUGCUCGUUUUGUGGAAGAAACGGUGAUUUGAAAACUUGCACAGAAUGUGACAAGCAAUAUUAUUGCUCUCGCGAAUGUCAAAAAGCUGAUUGGAAAACUCAUAAAACCAGUUGCACGGAAGAGAAAGGCAGAGCAGAAAACAACACAGAACGCAGCGAGAAUUCGUCGCCAAUCUGUGCUCACUGUAGAUCGAAAAGUGCAAGCCGAGUUUGUAAGGACUGCAGUGUAGUGUUCUAUUGUUCAAAAUCUUGUCAAAAGUCGCACUGGAAAAAACACAAGAGUUCAUGUAAAGCGCGGUCUGGCAAAGCAAAAAUCAAAGAGACAUUAAGUGUACAACAAUGCACGAUUUUAGGUCUCGUUACUCCGGAGGAAAAUAAUGGACUCGAUCCCAAUGAUAUCCAUGCACAUGAAAGCAAUCGAGGGAUAGGGAAAAGCGCAAAUGUCUUAUGUUGUCGGUGUAAAAGCAAGCGUUCCUGUUUGACCUGUCCUGACUGUAAUUCUGCAACGUAUUGCUCAGUAACUUGUUUGGGUCAGGAUAAAAAUGACCACAAAGAAACUUGCAAAGAUAUACAAGAACACCGUCUUUAUCAGAAGCCAUCACACUAUCCCCCAUCGUUAACGCUUGGUAUGGACACUUCAAAGAAAGAAGACUUGUGGGAAAUUAACCACUCUCCGUCCCAUUCGACAGUAAUGUUUCCACAGGAUCCGCUCUGUGUACAGGAUAAUGCAGAUUUGACACUAGUUAUUGAAAGAUCUGCGACAUCUUGCGAAAAAGCUCGUGAAAAGAUCAAACGUCAGUUUUCUAGUUACAUUCUGAUUACCCGUGUCAGGGAAAUCCCGAUCGAAGAAAUAUCUAUGUUUGACACAAAUAUUUGCACGCAGCCCUUCAUUUUCUUAUCCUACAUUAGAAGGUUUCAUGGGUACAGAGGGCGGCAUAAUGUUUACUUACAGGACUCUGAAAGGCGGGAAAUUUACGUCAGUUUCUACCUUCCAAACGACGAUCCUUCGCCACACUUCCGGUGGAGUGACGUAGUUCCAGGAAAGUUCAUCGCCAUUUUGUUUCCUUGCAUUCAUUCAUUUCUUGACGGAAGUGUUGGUUUACGGGUUGAUAAGGCUACUAAUGCGUACAUUUUCGAUGUAAAGGACUAAGUUAUAAACUCAUAUCUCAGUUUGGGGUAAAUUAUGUUGGUGUAACGUAUGCCAAAUGAAAAAUACUUUGGAGUAUCGGUAGAUUUUGGGAUAAUAUUAUUUUGAGAUGAAUUGGUUGAGAUGGGUUUUCGUUUUUUCAAGAUAAAAAAAUCAAUAACGAAUAUAUACUUAAGUAAAGCAUUUGAUUGUUGACUUAGAAUUAAUAGACAUUUAUACGAUGUGUGCAUUUCUUAAGUAAGUUCAGUAUGUGAAAUUACUUUUUAAAUCAACUUUUAAAAUAAAUAAAUUAAAUAUAUUUAAAAGAAAAUAAAUAUAUAUGAUAGCAAACUUUUGUCAUUAUAUACAAGAAAACCAAGACGUAAGAAGCAAAUUGAGUGAGCCGUUGAAAUCAUCAGAAAUAUCCUCUGACUGGAACAGUUAUAGAAACACGUCAGAUGCAUGUAUAUUAAUAAAAAA
This is a messenger RNA of Magallana angulata, 2286 nucleotides long. RefSeq lists its product as uncharacterized. Lineage: Eukaryota; Metazoa; Mollusca; Bivalvia; Ostreida; Ostreidae. Gene Ontology annotation, biological process: regulation of transcription by RNA polymerase II. Gene Ontology annotation, molecular function: DNA-binding transcription factor activity, RNA polymerase II-specific. The record is from RefSeq and is a predicted model, not a curated record. Gene Ontology annotation, cellular component: nucleus. Bases 118 to 1830 code for a protein of 570 amino acids. The transcript is spliced from 4 exons.